Molecule: messenger RNA, 5374 nt
Organism: Galeopterus variegatus (Sunda flying lemur)
Lineage: Eukaryota; Metazoa; Chordata; Mammalia; Dermoptera; Cynocephalidae
Gene: EHF
Product: ets homologous factor
Exons: 8
Coding region: 103-1005 (300 amino acids)
Biological process (GO): regulation of transcription by RNA polymerase II; cell differentiation
Cellular component (GO): nucleus
Molecular function (GO): DNA-binding transcription factor activity, RNA polymerase II-specific; sequence-specific DNA binding
Source: RefSeq, a predicted model, not a curated record
UUCUUUUUUCUUCUUCCUAAGUGAACUCUGUGAUCUGCACUCUUAAAUGAUGUUUGUCCAAGAGGCACUGACUCAGUGGGCUGUUUGAUCCCCUUACAGAUCAUGAUUCUGGAAGGAAGUGGUGUAAUGAAUCUCAACCCCAGUAACAACCUCCUUCACCAGCAGCCAGCCUGGACAGACAGCUACUCCACGUGCAAUGUUUCCAGCGGGUUUUUUGGAGGUCAGUGGCAUGAAAUCCAUCCCCAGUACUGGACCAAGUACCAGGUGUGGGAGUGGCUCCAGCACCUCCUGGACACCAACCAGCUGGACGCCAGCUGCAUCCCUUUCCAGGAGUUUGACGUCAAUGGCGAGCACCUCUGCAGCAUGAGUUUGCAGGAGUUCACCCGGGCGGCAGGGACAGUGGGACAGCUCCUCUACAGCAACCUUCAGCAUCUCAAGUGGAACGGCCAGUGCAGCAGUGACCUGUUCCAGUCCACCCAUAAUGUCAUUGUCAAGACUGAACAAACCGACCCUUCCAUCAUGAACACCUGGAAAGAAGAAAACUAUUUAUACGAUACCAACUAUGGUAGCACAGUAGAUUUGUUGGACAGCAAAACUUUCUGCCGAGCCCAGAUCUCCAUGACAACCACCGCUCACCUUCCUGCCGCAGAGUCACCUGAUAUGAAAAAGGAGCAAGACCACCCUGCAAAGUCCCACACCAAAAAGCACAACCCAAGAGGGACUCACUUAUGGGAGUUCAUCCGUGACAUCCUCCUGAACCCAGACAAGAAUCCAGGAUUAAUAAAGUGGGAAGACCGGUCUGAGGGCAUCUUCAGGUUCCUGAAAUCAGAGGCUGUGGCUCAGCUAUGGGGAAAAAAGAAAAACAACAGUAGCAUGACCUAUGAAAAACUCAGCCGUGCUAUGAGAUAUUACUACAAAAGAGAAAUUCUGGAACGUGUGGAUGGACGAAGACUGGUAUAUAAAUUUGGGAAGAAUGCUCGUGGAUGGAGGGAAAAUGAAAACUGAAGCUGCCAAUCCUUUGAACACAGAGGAAAACACAUACCAAAUAACAACAGAGAACUCUGGACGUAAAUAUUUCAAAGACUACUUUUCUCUGAUAUUUAUGUACCAUGAGGGGGAAAAAAUCUACUUCUAACGGGAAGAAGGAACACUACAGUUGAUAAAAAAUUAUUUUGUUACUUUGAAGUAUGUCCUAUAUGGGGAACAAACGUACACAGUUUUCUGUGAAAUAUGAUGCUGUAUGUGGUUGUGAUUUGUUUUUGCCUCUAUUGUGAAGUUCUUUCCCACUGCAAGGAUAACAUGGCUUGUAGCCUUGUGCUUCUUGCUAGGAGGAAAAAAAAAAAAUCAGAGGGCAUUAAAUGUUUUUGUAUGCAAAAUGAUUUGGAAAAAGGUGAUGUGUCCUUCAUGCAUAAGCAUCCACAUGGCCUCAUCAAGAGAGGUAGACAUGGUUGCUAGGUGGAACACCCGGGUCUCAGAUUGAUGGGAUCAACUGGAAGGAUGCUGGGAAAUUCAACCUGAACUUUAGGAGCCAGUGAAUGGAGAAUGGGGACUUCCAAAAUCCAGGGUAGAUUGCAAUCACUGCAUAAUCACAUGGCUUGCAAUGUUUAAAUCAGUGGCAGGAAUAAUGGUGAUACUCAUUCAGGAGUGAUUUACCUGAUGCUAAAGCUAUCUUCCUCUCUUGCCCUUGGAUGUUUGGUGGAAAAACCUCAAUGGUCACAUCUGCUCACUUCUAGUUAUUUAAGAGAGGGUCAAGCCUUGGUUAUUUUUAUUCCAACUGCUUAAAAAUAAGUGGGGCAAAAAAGGUGGUGGUAUGGAAAUGGCUGAUGAGUUUGCUCUGGUAUCUUCAUAGUCCAGGGUUUCUCAGUUGGCGUAUUGACAGUUUUGGCUGGAUCAUUCUUUGUGGUGGGGGCUGUCCUAUGCAUUGUAGGAUGUUUAGCAGAAAGGGGCCUGUCCUGUGUGUACUGUAGGAUGUUUAGCAGAAUCUAUGGAUGUGAAAAAAUCACUGGAUGCCAAAAGCACUCUGCAGCUGUGACAACGAAAAAUGUCCCUAGAUAUCAUCAAAUGUCCCCUGGGGGGCGGGGGGACGGACAAAACUGCCUUUAAUUGAGAACCACUGAUUUAGCCAGUCAAGAUGAAGAUGGUGAUUUUUCUCAGAACAAAAAGAUAUGUAAGGUCUUUUAGUUUCUAGAGUGAAGGAAAAGCAGGACUUCAAAGUCAUCUUAUUUUUUUUUUUUUAAAUGUUAGAGAGCAUGGGUUGAAAUACCUGGGGGAAAUUCUUUUCAGAACCUCAGAUGAGAGCCAAAGUCAGAUAAGUUAAACAUAGCAAUGUAGCAAGAGCUACAAUAGAAGACAUUUUCACUAGAAUUACAAAGCAGAGUGACAAUUAUAUUGCAGAAGGAAAUGCUGAGAGAAGAAAUUGUGUGUGUGUGUAUGAGAGAGAGAGAGAGAGAAUUAGUUCUAGGAAAAGCCUUCUUUGCAGGUGUUUUCCUCUUUUGAAUAAUCUCUUUCCUGUUCCAUCUGAACUCACCUCAAAGUAAUGGUUUGUUGCCUAGAUUUCCAUUCAGGGGAAUGUUCUAAAAAAAGAGAGUAAAGAAAGAAAGGAUGGAAAACAAAAACGGAAAAUUCUGUUCAGGAGCUAUUGUCACCAAGGAGUUGAAAUCUUCAAUAAUGGGAUUGUUCUGAGCUACCUGGAGACUUAGCACUGGACCGUGUAAUCUGGUUGGAAUGUGAGUCUGUAGACACUUUGAAAAUGGGUUUGAACAUCCAGAUCUCUUUUGCAACUUUUUUUUUUUUUUGGCUCCCUCAUGUCCUUGGCUUUCUUCUCCAUCCUGUUUCUCCUUCUGGAAUGAUAAUAGGGAAUGAAGGUAUGCAUCAAUGGGACAGAGUGCUCUUCAUUAACUAAUAGAGCUCCCACCACAGUGUCUUACACAGCAGAGGUGAGUGAUUCAUACAUGGUCAAAAGUUGUCAAAUGUUUUUAAAGUAUUCAGAAGGCUGGAAGUAAGAUGAAUGAAGAAUUUGUCCUAAUUGUAAUGAGAACUGUUAUAAGUGGUGACCUGGAGCACCCAUUAAUCAUCUUCUGAAGGUACGACCAAGCCCAUUGUUAUUUUUGCCUGGCUUGGUCACCUCCACAAAUGUUUUACUUGGUGUUAUCAAGUAGCAGUUACUGAGGGAGCGGAAAAAAAUAAUAAUGAGUGGCAAAGAUCUUGACUAUGCAACUAAGACUCCUGCAUAAAAAGCAUAAUUUGCUUUCAAGGCUAAAGAACUAUGGGGUCUUCCCAGACUCUGCCUGUACAUCACACAGAACAACCUAAACGUCCAGAUAUUUAAGUUGGGGUAACAUGUGAAUACUUGUGUGUCUGAAUUGUGUGAAGUUAUUAGGGGCAUCCACCAAUUCUCUCUCUGCUGUUUCUUCCCUGACUUGCCCGUUGGUCAUCUCAGGCAGCCAGAUCUCUCUCUGAGUUCAUCUGUCCUCAAACCUGUAAGUUUCUUGUGUUCUUCCAAACUGCCUUUGGCUCCUUCUGCAACCUUUCCAUUGAAGAGCAACCCUUGCUAGGGAGUAAGUGAAUCUGGAAAGUACCAACUAGAGCAGUUCUGCAGAUAAUUAGCAGAUUGUGUUGUUUGUUGAAAGUGACGGUUUCUUGGCACCUGGUGCCUAUUUAAAUAGGCUGGAGUAUUAAGUUCUCAGCAUAUCUCUCUAUUGUCUUGGCUUGAAUUUGCUGCGUUUUCUAUGUGCUGUUCGUGACUUGGAGAACUCAAGAUAAUUGAGCCAUGCCAACUUGGGGUGUGAACAGAGUACUUCUCACCACAGUGUUGAAAGAGAGAGCCAAGUCGUACUGGUAAGCCCCCCUUUCUUUCGGGAACACACAAUUUCUCACUUGAGAAGCUCGUCGGUGUUGGAUGUCUACAUGGUCACUAAACACAGUCUCCUUGAACCCUCCUUAAGCUAAAGGAUUGGACUCUAUUAGCAGGUUUUCAUGGGAAACUGAGGCAGGAAAUGUAUCACUAAGACUUGACUAGACUCAGGUCAUCUUAGGCUCCUAGAUGUUUGAUUUGAUAAAACUUGAGCAAGGCCCUGGCUCCCAGAGACAUAGCCUGCAGCUUCUUGAAUGUUCCACCUGAACAGGGCAGACCCAGGUUAUGAGUUCUCCUUUGAAUACAUCGGUCCUUCCUCAAAGUUCUUGUCUUGCUAGACUGUAAGCUCAUGGAGGGCAGGGACUAUGUCUUAUCACUAUUGUUUUCCUGGUACCUAGCACGAGACAGGCACACAAUAAAUCAUGUGUAUUUUAAAUAAAUAUUGUUGAAUUAAUGAGUGAAUGUCUUCUGGAAGACUCCUCUGAUUGUGAGGCCAUAUCUAUAAUUGGGAUGUGAAUCAUUUUCUUCAAUGGAGUAAAAACACAACGGCCAGACCUUCAAGGACAUAUUAUGAACAUUUUACUGUGAGACUCUUUACUUUGCCUUCCUACCUGCGCUGAAAUGAAACAAAAAACAGGCUAUUAGGUUCCAUAAGUCGAAAUAUGUUGGAUGAGAAUUCUGUUGCCUUACUUGGAACUGUGAGACUUAUCUGGAACAAAAGCCAGUAGCGAACCUUUGACCUGUUUUAACCAAUGAAGAUUAUGAAUGUGUUUAUAUGAUGUAAAUUGCUAUUUAAGUGUAAAGCAGUUCUAAGUUUUAGUAUUUUGGGAUCGGUUUUUAUUUUAUUUUAUUUUUUUCUUUUUGAAAAAUACUGAGGGAUCUUUUGAUAAGGUUAGUAAUGCAUGCUAGAUUUUAGUUUUGCAAGUGUGUUGUUUUUCAAAUGUAUAAAAUAUAGAAAAAAGUAAAACAGAGGGAAAGGCAAAUAUAUUAUUCUUGUAUAGUUAAAAAAAAAAGCAUUUGUUGAGUGCACAGCAUGGAACCAUAUAUGUGAGGAAUUUGUCUAAUUUUAUAGGGUACAAUAGAUACUGCCUGUUGGACGGAUGCUUGUUGUAUGAAUGAUAGAAUAUGACAGCAAUCACAAUAUCAGAGCUGAAUUACCCUUAGUGUUGGUUCUCCGGAUUCAGUUUCUGGAAUAAGAGAACAUUAAAAAAAAAAACCUGUUGAGACUGUGUCUUACGAACCUCUGAAAUGUACAGGCCUUCACAAGUUUGGCUAAAUUGGGGUUAAUCUUUCUGUAGCUAUCUGCAUAAUUUUUGCUUUUCUUCCCAACUGGCUCUUGGGUUGACAAUUUGUGGGAAACAACCCUACUGCUGGUAUUUUUUUUUAAAUCAGAAAUCUUUCCCUUUAAACUAUGUUAAAUUCAAACAGAGUAUUUCUCUUUUAUGAAAGAAUUUUAUUUUUCAGAAUAUGGUUUUUCAUUUGAUGGGUCCCAGAAAACACUAAUAAAAACCAGAGACCGGA